AUGGCCGAACCGUCCGGGCGACUGGAGACGGUUUUGGAGCCUUGGAUGCGGCAUGAAGCUUUGCCCAACUUGCCGCCGCACUUGGCGGAGAGGUUGAAGGCUUUGUACUCGAGAUGCGAGAGGAAGACAUUGCGGCGGCAUUGCGUACGGGUGCUGCUGAAGGUGGAAGUGUGCAGAACUCGCUAUGACGGACCCUUACAUGCUUCCUGGCGAGGUGGAAGCCGAAACGGUGGAUGCGGACGCGUCAGACCCGGAUCCCGAGCUCGAGCCAAGCUCCGCUCCCUCGCAGGUGGCUCAGGAUGCGCCGACUGGAAGCACGCAGCAGGGCGAAGUGUGUGCCUGGAACGACUUGCCCCCAGAGGCCGUGUUUGCGCUGGAUCAGGUGCGGUACACGGUGGAGAGGAAGCUGGGCCAGAGCCAGGGCAGCGUGGUCUAUGCCAUCCGCUCCGAGAAGGGCGAAGGCUUUGUGGCCAAGAUGGAGGCGCAAGGCCCUUUGGCCGCUGCCAGGCGGUUGGCGAACAACCAACUGGAGAUGGAGCAGGUCACGGUCGAGACAUCUUCGAGGUGACCUCCUUCGUCCAAACUUUGACCCAAGUCCUCUCAGACUUUGGGUUGAGUGAGAAAGCGCCUGGCCCCGCCAGCCUGCCCGGUGCGCCGCCUGCAGCGCCCGAAGCCGCGCCCGCGACGCCCGAAGCCGCGCCAGGGCCCAGGCCCGAAAGCGGCCCGGCGAUGCUGGUGCCAGCUGCGAACCAGCAGCCCACCUUCAAAGUGCUGUUCGCGUCCGAAAGACCAAGGAAGCAGGAAGACGAGCAAAGCGAGUGCAGCGAGCCCGAGAAUGCGACCUUGGCGCCGGCCUUCCCAAAGAUGCCGGCCUUCAGCAAGGCGAAGCCGCAGGAUCCUCCCACGUUGUCCAGCCUGCUGGACAGCUAUGCUGAAGAGGAGGCGCCGUCGCCCCAGGAGGUGGUGGAGCUGUCCGAUCCUGAAGAGGCGCCUGCGGAGGGCCCGAAGGCUCUGACGCCCUCCGGCGCCAAGGCGCGGGCGGAGGCGCGCAGAGCCAAGGCCAAGGCGCAUGUCGAGGAAGAGUCCGUUUUCGACGAUGUUUUGCCCGAAGUGGUAGUAGAAGCGCCGGCCGAAGGAGAGCAAGUCUCACUUGGGACCCUGCCACUGGGCAGUUUCGUCAGGAG
Effrenium voratum is the source of this 1184-nucleotide messenger RNA. The record is from the annotation of a GenBank genome assembly. NCBI's taxonomy places the organism in Eukaryota, Dinophyceae, Suessiales, Symbiodiniaceae.